Molecule: messenger RNA, 1141 nt
Organism: Peromyscus leucopus (white-footed mouse)
Lineage: Eukaryota; Metazoa; Chordata; Mammalia; Rodentia; Cricetidae
Product: ankyrin repeat domain-containing protein 17-like
Biological process (GO): innate immune response
Cellular component (GO): cytoplasm
Molecular function (GO): protein binding
Source: RefSeq, a predicted model, not a curated record
AUGGAGAAGCGACGGUUCGCGGCGGCUGAGGAGAAGGAGCCCCCGGCGGCGGCGGCAGUGGCGGCCCCCCCACGGCGGCAGCGGCGGCGGCGGCGGCGGAGUCGGCGGCGGGGCUCGCUCGGCCUCGUCUCCUCCAGCAGCGAGAGCAGCAGCGACAGCGACAACAGCGGCGGGCGGCGGCGGAGGAGGAGGCGCGGCGGCGGCGGCACCAGCAGCAACAACAGCGAGGAAGAGGAGGACGACGACGACGAGGAAGAGGAGGUUUCAGAGGUGGAGUCUUUCAUUUUGGACCAGGAUGAUUUGGAGAAUCCAAUGCUGGAAACAGCUUCCAAGUUGCUCUUAUCAGGCACUGCUGAUGGUGCAGACCUCAGGACGGUAGAUCCAGAGACACAGGCUAGACUGGAAGCUUUACUAGAAGCUGCAGGAAUAGGCAAGUUAUCCAGCGAUGGUAAAGCCUUUGCAGACCCUGAAGUGCUCCGGAGGUUGACAUCAUCUGUCAGCUGUGCGUUGGAUGAAGCUGCUGCUGCACUUACACGAAUGAGAGCUGAAAGCACAGCAAAUGCAGGGCAGUCGGACAACCGCAGUUUGGCAGAGGCCUGUUCAGAAGGAGAUGUAAAUGCUGUGCGAAAAUUACUCAUUGAAGGUCGAAGUGUAAAUGAACACACCGAGGAAGGAGAGAGCCUCCUUUGUUUAGCUUGUUCUGCUGGAUACUAUGAGCUUGCACAGGUUUUGUUGGCAAUGCAUGCAAAUGUGGAAGACAGGGGAAUCAAAGGUGACAUUACCCCUUUAAUGGCUGCUGCUAAUGGAGGACAUGUCAAAAUUGUGAAGUUGCUGCUAGCUCACAAAGCAGAUGUCAAUGCACAGUCUUCAACAGGCAACACAGCUCUUACUUACGCUUGUGCUGGAGGCUAUGUAGAUGUUGUAAAGGUGCUCUUGGAAUCCGGUGCUAGUAUUGAGGACCAUAAUGAAAAUGGUCAUACUCCUCUCAUGGAAGCUGGGAGUGCUGGACACGUGGAAGUAGCCAGAUUGCUGCUAGAAAAUGGAGCUGGCAUCAAUACGCAUUCCAAUGAAUUUAAAGAGAGUGCCCUUACAUUAGCUUGUUAUAAAGGUAUAGUAUAAAUUGUUCUUGAAAUAAAAUAAU